Fonsecaea monophora is the source of this 396-nucleotide messenger RNA. RefSeq lists its product as hypothetical. The coding region runs from base 1 to 396 and encodes 131 amino acids. The transcript has a single exon. The record is from RefSeq and is a predicted model, not a curated record. Lineage: Eukaryota; Fungi; Ascomycota; Eurotiomycetes; Chaetothyriales; Herpotrichiellaceae.
AUGUCUCUGCGUAACACAGUCAAAGACCUUCGGCGAAGUCUCCCGAGCCACACAGCUUCAUCUCCUAGCUCGUACCUCGAGACAGAAAUCAUAGAGCACCUCAGGGCAUGUCCAGCAUAUGAAGCCCCGACAUCCUCGCACAUACAACCCAUGAACUCGGACUCAUCACGCAGCUUCGUCGAGUGUACACUCGACUCGGAGCUAGCAUCGGGAGAUGCUCCUCCACCAUACAUGAAGCUCUCCAACGGGAACAGAAAGCCCGAAUACUCGAUAUCCGACCCUGCCCGGACCGCAGAUGCGAAGCGAUCUCGAAGCGAUGGUGCAUUGUGUCUCCGGUGCAAUGCACGCAAGGCCAGGGCAUGGUAUCUCCGGCAGACGGCGCGCACAAGCCCGUAG